UUUCCGCUUUCUUUUCUGUUUAGCCUCGGCGAGAAGCACGAGGCGCGACGAUAGAGGCAGCCGGUCUGGCAUCUCUUCUGGCCUGCAAAGGAUUACUCCAGGUGUUGAAUGAUUUAGGAGACAGCGCUGGAUCCAGCCUCAGACGCUCCUUUGGUCGCCCUCACGCCUGUGGGGGAAAUUUGCUCAACGGUGAAACUUCUGCCUUGCUUAUCCUAGGUGGGAAACCAGAACAAGAACCCCGCCCCCUGCAAGCAUAUAACCAUUAAGUAGAAAUCGCCAUGUGCGGCAUUUGGGCCCUUUUCGGGAGUGAUGAAUGUCUGUCUGUCCAAUGUCUAAGUGCUAUGAAAAUUGGCCACAGAGGUCCAGAUGCUUUUCGCUUUGAAAACGUCAAUGGAUUCACCAACUGCUGUUUUGGUUUCCAUCGUUUGGCAAUUGUUGACCAGCUGUAUGGAAUGCAGCCUCUACGGGUGAAGAAGUUUCCCUACUUGUGGCUCUGUUACAAUGGAGAAAUCUACAACUACAAACAGUUACAAAAACAAUUUGGAUUUGAUUACCAGACCUUGGUAGAUGGGGAGGUAAUUCUUCAUCUUUACGACAGAGGAGGAAUAGAGCAGACAGCCUCUAUGCUCGAUGGUGUGUUUGCAUUCAUUUUGCUCGACACAGCAAACAGGAAAGUCUUUCUGGGAAGAGACACCUAUGGAAUCAGACCACUAUUUAGGGUCCUGACUGAUGAUGGGUUCCUAGGUGUCUGCUCUGAGGCAAAAGGUCUUAUCAACUUGAAGCACUCAAUGUCUUUUCCACCAAGAGUAGAUCCUUUCCUUCCAGGACACUAUGAAGUGUUGGAUCUAAAGGCAAAUGGCAAAGUUGGAUCGGUGGAACUAGUAAAAUUCCACGGCCCUAAGGAUAAACCUCUACAUAGUGAUUAUGAUUCACUUCAAAAUCUCCCCUCAGGUUUUGAUAUUGAAACAGUGAAAAGCAACAUUCGUCUUUUGUUUGAAAAUGCUGUUAGGAAACGGCUGAUGACUCACAGGAGGAUUGGCUGCCUCUUAUCAGGUGGCUUGGAUUCUAGCUUGGUUGCUGCGAUGCUCCUUAAAUUGAUGAAAGAAACAGACCUUCUGUACCCUUUACAAACCUUUGCUAUUGGGAUGGAAGACAGUCCUGACCUCCUGGCUGCUAGAAAGGUAGCAGCUCACAUUGGCAGCGAACACCAUGAGGUUAGUUUUAAUUCUGAAGAAGGGAUUCAGGCACUGGAAGAUGUUAUAUUUUGCUUGGAAACAUACGACAUUACAACCAUACGAGCUUCAGUAGGUAUGUAUCUGGUCUCCAAAUACAUUCGAAAGAACACAGACAGCGUGGUCAUUUUCUCGGGGGAAGGGUCAGAUGAGCUGACACAAGGCUAUAUCUAUUUUCAUAAGGCACCCACACCUGAAGAUGCUGUAGAGGAAAGCGAGAGGCUUCUCAAAGAACUCUACCUUUUUGAUGUUCUUCGUGCUGACAGAACAACUGCUGCCCACGGCCUUGAACUCAGAGUUCCAUUUUUGGAUCACAGAUUUACUUCUUAUUACUUAUCUUUGCCUGCAGAACUCAGAAUACCAAAGAAUGGAAUUGAAAAACAUCUCUUGAGAGAGGCCUUUCAAGAUACAAACUUAUUGCCUAAAGAAAUCCUCUGGAGACCCAAAGAAGCCUUCAGUGACGGAUUAACCUCUGUCAAGAAAUCAUGGUUCUCGAUACUCCAAGAUUAUAUUGAUCUUCAGGUUGAGGACUGUUUGUUGGAGAAGGCAGUAGAGAGGUUUCCAUUCAAUCCCCCUAGGACAAAAGAAGGUUAUUACUAUCGCCAGAUCUUUGAGAAGCACUACCCGGGACGUUCCGAUUGGCUUCCCCAUUAUUGGAUGCCAAAAUGGAUCAAAGCCACUGAUCCGUCUGCUCGUACAUUGCAACAUUACAAAUCGGCUCCAAAAGAAUAGACUUUUCAGAAGUUUCUCCUUGUAAGCAGCUUGUUAACUAAUGUGUGGCUCUCUUGGGCCUGCAAAAGAUAGCAAGCAAACAAAGCUUUAAGAAUAAAUAAACAUGCCAGUCCUUUCAGAUGAAAGGGGCCUGUAUUGUUGAUUUAAAACACUGCUGAAAACUAAGGAUUCUGUUUUGCAAGGGCUGGAUUUUUGCACACAUUAGUAAACUGCAGUUUAGGGACUAAGAUAAUAAAUGGGGUCUAAAUACGAAAAAAAAUUAUGAAAAAUAUUAAAUUGCCAUUUGCAGGCUGGUGGCGGUGGCUAAUGCUAAGAGUCCUUUUAAACUCAGCAUAGUUUAGGGCCUCAGCAUGUCUUACAGUUCAGUCCUAUGCAGAGUUACUCUAGUUUAAGUCCAUUGAAAUCAGAGAGGUUGCACUAUUAAUUCAGGCCUGUAUUCUGCUUAAACUGCAUUUUACAGCCAAUAUAGUCUUAAAUAACCCUAUUAAAACCAGUGACAUUCAUCUAGAAUUUUGGCUACUACUUUGCCUUCAGGUAGUCUUGUAUUCCCUGCUGAAGUUUAAACAGCAGUAUAAAAGAGCAGUCCUAAAUACGUUUAUUCAGAAUCCUACUUGAUCUAUUCAAUGGGGCUUACUUCCCAGAAAACAUUCUUAGGAUUGCAUUGUAGUUAUGUGAGAUUGUAGCCUUUAAGUUCAAUUUUCUAAUGCUCACUUGUGCCUGCUACGUGCUAAUUAAUCCUCCGUAGCACUUCUGUCCAGGCAUUUCUCAUUGCUAAUGGAAAAUAUGCACAUGUUGUCAAACCAGGUGGUGUUUUUACUAUAGGAGCUUGUUCCUCUUAAGUUCUUGGAAAUAAAGGUGCCUAAUUUUUAAUA
Molecule: messenger RNA, 2836 nt
Organism: Eublepharis macularius
Lineage: Eukaryota; Metazoa; Chordata; Lepidosauria; Squamata; Eublepharidae
Gene: ASNS
Product: asparagine synthetase (glutamine-hydrolyzing)
Exons: 13
Coding region: 279-1964 (561 amino acids)
Cellular component (GO): cytosol
Molecular function (GO): asparagine synthase (glutamine-hydrolyzing) activity
Source: RefSeq, a predicted model, not a curated record